AUGAUCUGGAAAGCCAUGUUCGAGGAGCCCUUCUUCCUGCACAUCGUCCCUUACGACUGGGAAAAAGCAGACCGUCUCAUCACCACGCGAGCCACCGCCGGGCCACGGAGCUAUCUCGAGACCACCUGCUACAGCUUUCACCAGGCGCCCGCCCACAGUGACGAUCCCAGCCUCGACGCCAUUGAGUCCGCACAUCCCUCGCCCCAUGGCGCACUGAGCUGGCUGCGUACCUGCCGACUCAUCUACACCGAAGCCAAGCCGCUCCCAAAAGACAAAGACAUAUCCCUGCACGUGUGCGACAUAUUCACCUUCGUGGCCGCGGUGGACGGUCGGACGCCCUCGCUACCUCUCUCGCAGGUCCGGUCCAUGAGCUUCUGCAUGAAGAUGGAUGUGGAGGAUGUGUUCUACGCCCAGAAUCUGCCGGCCCUGCAAGCUCUCACGAUCUUCGCCCACUUCGAAUGUCUCCCGUUCCAAGGGAAUGACCGGCUCGGAGACGGCCCCGAAGACCCAGCGCCGAGACUACGACGGGUGGACUGUCCCUGGAUCAUUUCCUAUGUGCGUCCUUAUUCGCUGUUGCAGGCGCUUACUCGUACAGUGUCGAUGGGGGACGUCAAGUUGGAUCUGGCUGGUGUCAGACAUAAUCCGUGGAAUCGGUGUCCGAAUGUGGGCGAUCGGUGCUGGUGUCGGGGGAGGAGCAUCGACGAGAGCAGUGUACCAGUGGAACAGAUCAAGCUGCAUCUCAUGGCGGGGAUAUGGAAAGUGUCGAUAAAGAGAGACUAA
Molecule: messenger RNA, 780 nt
Organism: Aspergillus steynii IBT 23096
Lineage: Eukaryota; Fungi; Ascomycota; Eurotiomycetes; Eurotiales; Aspergillaceae
Exons: 2
Coding region: 1-780 (259 amino acids)
Source: RefSeq, a predicted model, not a curated record